AUGGGACUCGGGCUCGGCGGCGGCCUGGGCCUUUCCCGUGGGGGGCUGCGGGGCUGCGUCGGGAGGGAACGGGGCGGAGGAGCGGCGGGGCACGGGCAGCUGCCGGGGUUGGGCGCCCGCCUCGGGGGGCUGCGGCUGGGCUCCGGCGGGCAGGGAGCGGGCAGCCGGGGGAGGCAGCGAGACGCGCACGUAUUUGCUCGCUAUUCGCCCAAUCUCGGCGGCGGCACCCGGUCUGGGGAAGGGGCCGCUGGCCGACGCCCGGCUCGCUGCUCCCGGCCCGCGGGCCGCCCCGGCUGCCUGUGGCCCGGCGCUCUGCUGCCGUUCCGCCGCCGCCAGCGCUCAGUGCCUCAAAAUGGCGGCUGCGGUAAACGCCGUGAAAUGUCACAUCCGCAUGAGGGGCAGCCCAGCGAGCCGGGAAGGGGGAGCGGCGCCGCGGCCGCGCCGGGAACAGCAGCCGCCGCUGCCGCCGCCACAGGAGGGCUCGAGGGGCGGAGCCGCAGCGCCGGGCCCGGCCGCGGCCUCCCCGCGGCCUCCCCGCAGCCUCCGACACCUGCGCGCAGCCCCGCGCGGGGAGCGCUGCCGCCGCUCCUUCCCAGCCGCGCCCAGCGCUCGUUUGGGCCUCCGCGGGGCCGCUCUUCACCGGGGCCGCUCCGCACCGAGGCCCGGCCCGGGCACCUCCGUCCCGCGGCGCGCAGCGGAGACGCCGGGCUCGGCCGGGCCGCGUCGGAGUUGGGCCUCGCGUGGAAGGAGGCGGGAGAAGGGUGUUUGUGUGGGAAGAGGCAGAAGUCUGUAAACAAGGCUGUGCCCUGCCCGGAUACCAUUGUUUUGCAAGAGCCUCGUGCGGAGGACAGAGUUCCCACUGUGGCAGAGACUGAUCUGCGUUCCUGUGCUGAAGGAGAAGGGAAGGGUGCGGGUGAAGAAGUAACGCCUGGCCGGUCCCGCCUGAGGCAGAGCGUGAAGGGAGACUGCGCUGAGGGGCACCGCGGUGGGCGGCACUGAGCGGCGCAGCGCGCAGUUCGUGGCGGUGGGAAGCCUGGGCUGGAGGAGGACCUGGAGGGAACUGCUUAGGACUGGAGAACCGGGCCUCCUGAAGGGCCUGGCAGUGCACCCCGGCAGACAGUGCUGCUCUGAUUGCGAGUGGAUAAGUGAUGGAGAAGUUUGUUUGUUUUUCCAGCGUAUAAAAGGAGCGAAUAUCACACCCAGUCUGGGGGACAGGCCUGCCCUGUCUGGGCUCUGGUUGGUGGUGUUUCAGCAGCGCAGGAGUCUGCAGGGUGGGCAGGACAGGAAAAUAACAUCCCCCUGCCUUGGGUAGUAAAAAUCCUGGGCUGCAAGGAGGAAAAACAGCGGAGGUUGGGGAUGUCAGUGGGAAGAUCAGCCUUUAAAAAGUCGGUGUGAUGGUCUGCCUUUCAAGUACUGCUUUCUGACUUUUCACGUUGUUCCUCUCGAUUCUCAAAAGCUGUUCAAAGAAAAAUAAUUUACAAACCUUUUCCUGCUAUUGACCCGGACAAAAAUGUGAUAAAUCUGUUGAACCCGAGCUUCCAGUGAAGGGGGGGAUUAGGAUCAGGAUUAGGACAGAGAUUUAUGCAGAGAUCUUUGGUUUCUUAAUGUCCUGAACUUCGAAUUCCCCACUGCCAGUCUUUCCCUACCAUUACCUCCCUGAACAACUGCUCUUUCCUAACGACUUCCAUUCCAGCCUCCUAAAUCAUGCACAGGUUUGAACUCAUCCCUCCGUCCAUCCUACACAAGCGAUUCCCAAUACAGGACAGACGGGUAUGUCACAAUGAGGAGGGAGCUCCAGAUUACUGCUGAUUCUUCAGCCGCGGGCAGCACGGCUGUAGAGAAGGAGCGGCGGAGGAAAACAAUUUCACUGUUGCAAGGAAGAACAAGUCCCUAAAGACAGCCACAAGCCAAUGUUAUCAUAAGCACUAAAACGCUCUAGAUAGAUAUGAAAGUUUCUCUGUUUCAGUUUGCUGUAAGGCAGCUGAGUUUUCCAAAAUGAUUGGGUUCUCCUGCUGUUGUGGAGGAGCAGAGAUCAGGCAAAAGACAGCCCCACAGAUCCUCUGCUGUGCGGAGGGCAGCGCAGAAGAGGGGCAGGGAUCUCCCUGUAAGGAUGGAGCGCCACAACCAAGCGCUGCCCUUUCUGCACAGUCCCACUGUAGGUGAACUCUGUCACAGUCCACACGGAAUGCAGAAUGGCUGUGAGUAAAACAAUCUCAAAAAUCGGUUCAGCUACAUAUACUUACGAGGGAAUAAAUGUAGUGUGUAUAAUUA
Molecule: messenger RNA, 2271 nt
Organism: Gallus gallus (chicken)
Lineage: Eukaryota; Metazoa; Chordata; Aves; Galliformes; Phasianidae
Product: skin secretory protein xP2
Exons: 2
Coding region: 1-999 (332 amino acids)
Source: RefSeq, a predicted model, not a curated record